This is a messenger RNA of Drosophila eugracilis, 279 nucleotides long. RefSeq lists its product as uncharacterized. NCBI's taxonomy places the organism in Eukaryota, Metazoa, Arthropoda, Insecta, Diptera, Drosophilidae. The record is from RefSeq and is a predicted model, not a curated record. The transcript has a single exon. The coding region runs from base 1 to 279 and encodes 92 amino acids.
AUGGCACUCUCUCGUUGCGCGCUGAUCCUGGCUGCUUUGCUAGUGGGUCUGUUGACGUAUUUGCCUGCCCAAGCGCAGAUCUUGGGUGGCGGCCACUGUCGUCAAACCGUCAUUCGGGUCCAAGUGGGCGGUACUGUGUGUGAGCGCCUCUGUUACCGACGCGAUUACCGCGGCCCACCACUCCUCUGUCGUCGCGUCUCCAGUUCCGGUGUUGUUCCAGUCUGCGGGAAUGGUUGUUGCCGCAGCGGCCCCAACUGUCUGCAGCUGCUUUACACCUAA